Messenger RNA from Gryllus bimaculatus (two-spotted cricket), 5090 nucleotides. NCBI's taxonomy places the organism in Eukaryota, Metazoa, Arthropoda, Insecta, Orthoptera, Gryllidae. The record is from the annotation of a GenBank genome assembly.
AGUUCGCAGCCGGCUGCUCAUCCCGUCGCUGCCUUUCCCUGCCGCUCCGCCGCCGAGUGUGUCACGUGACUUUCGCGGCGACAGCCGCUCCGUCUCUCCGUUAACGAAAAGGAGCUUCUCCUUCCUUGGCGCGAUAACGCCUCAAAAGAGCAAUCUCCGUAUCAAGUACCUGACUCCGUGAGAUGAAGAACACAGGAUACAAUCGCUGAUCCUUCUCUUUCGAGUGGCCUUUAGUGACGUGUCGGCAAUUAGUGACCUUUGAAGACGGCGCUUUACCUCGUUCGUAAGUAUCGAUUGUGGUGGGGUCGACGCGACCGCACGUUCGAUAGGCAGCGACUCGGCGAGAAAGAAAACACAACAAGCGAAUGAGGAGGAGUUUCAGCGUAGUGCGACGAGCGCGGAAGUGAGAUUAUUGGGGGGGAUGGUGGGUUGACCUUUGACAAAGGUCUUACAGGUGCGUCAUUAUAAAGUGUGUUAAGCAGGGUCUCCGCUUUGUUUUGCGUCACUACACGCCUGUGGCGCUGUCUAACUCUCGCUUUUACGAUGAGUGUGUAAGAUAAAGAACAAUCUUAUGGCCGGGGUCAGUGCGUCUCGGCGCCUAUCAUGGAGCAUCUGUCUUGCAAUGGACCAGACGAUGGUGGCGGUGACUCGGACCUGGAUCCCAGGAUUCAGAUUGAAUUGGAAAAACUGAACAGUGCCACUGAUGAAAUCAACAAAUUAGAAACAGAAUUAGAUGAAGCAAACACAACUUUCCGUUUGUUACUUAAUGAGUCCACACGUAGACUUAAAUUGCUCAGCAAAAAAUUGGGGGGCUGCAUUGAACGAGCACGUCCAUACUAUGAAGCUCUUGAAGUUGCAAGGCAAGCCCAACUGGAAUGUCAGAGAGCUGCAGUACAGUUUCAAAGAGCCAAUGAAAUUCAUCAGGCUGCGAAGGAAACUGUGGCAUUGGCAGAACAGCGAUUCUUGAGCAAGCAGCAUGAAUGGCAGUUUGAUAAUGCAUGGCAGGAAAUGUUAAAUCAUGCAACAAUCAAAGUUAUGGAUGCUGAGAAUCAAAAGGCUGAGAGUGGCAGAGAACACCAGAAAAGAGCAACACUUUUCAAUGCAGCUGAACAGCAGGUUCAGCAGUUAGAACAGAAGUUACGUCGCAGUAUAAUCAAAUCAAGGCCAUAUUUUGAGGAAAAAUCACUGUGCCAAGGGCAGUUGGCUACACAAAAGGAACGUGUUGAAUCUUUGCAAAAGGCUGUGUCUAGAUCUAAAGUGUCUUAUGCGUGCUCAUUAAAGGAGCUUGAACGAAUCUCAGAAGAAAUCCAUUGCAAGAGAAAUAAAUUGCAGAAGAAAGCCGAAUUGGAUGAAUUGCCAGUGGGCCCUCGUGAGCCGGGUGUCGGUGCAGAACUCAAUCAAACUGUGCAGGAAUUCAGUGCAAUGCCUUUGAAAGGAGCUGGGGAUGAAAUUCAUGAGGCUGUGGGUGAAUUGUCCAAAGAUAUGGAUCGGAAAUCUGACCCAUCUCCGGACAAUAGUGAAGGCCUUAUGCUUGACUAUGAGCGAGAGUUGGACAGAUGUGAUAUGCGUAGUUUAGGAAGCCUGUCUGUUGGAACAAGUUCUGCAGUCAGUGAGAAAGACGAUAGUGAAACUGCUGAUGACAAUGAUGAUAAUGAAGAGGAUUUGGAGGAACUAAGAAAGAAAGUUCGAGAGUUGGCUAUACGUCCAGUUGAAGCCGGUGAAGGGCAGCAAGCUUCAAGCAGUACAGCUCAGUGGGAGUCAGAAUUAAAUGCAACUGUUGCUAAACUUGAUCACAUGUUCCACUUGCAAGAAUGUGCAAAGGAACUAUCUGAUUUGCCCCCAUCCUCUCCUGUAAAAUCAUCGUCUGAACCUGAGAACAGUACAUAAGUUGCAGACUCCAAUUUAGUCUUCUGUUCUUUUAAUAGUCCAGUACAAAAUGUGAUAAAUGUUGAGAACUUUUGUUCAACAUAUUUCUAAUCAUUGCAGGCCUUUUUCAUGAGCAGGUAUACAGUCCCUACUGAAGAACGAGUACCUACUGCAUGCUCUCUUGACUAAAAGUUGUACAUUUCCUCAUCAUUCAAUACUCCUAAUAUCUGUUUUAAAUAUUAGUGUAACUGGAAUGCUCAGUUUUAUGACCAAUUGAAAACGUCGGUAUGCAGUGAGGUUUUGAUAUUACAAUACAUAGCUCUCUGAUAUAAUUGUUACUCUGUGCAUGCAAUAUCAUUAAAAAAAAAAUAUUGUACAGGGUGGUGUGCCUACAUUUGUUAAUGCCUUUCAUUGUAAGAGCCCAAAGAUUUAUUUUCAUAUCUGCAUGUAACAUAGUUCAACAUCACUUAAAUACUUAUUACAGACACUCCCUUCAGUGUCUUUCGAAUCACCCAGAGAUGAGUGUGUGAAGUUCACUAUAUUGCACAAUAUCAAUUCACUGGGAAAGCACACCACCCCCCCUACUUGUAAGAAUCAAGAGGACCAGAAAAUUAAUAUUUGUACUUGUAUAAAUUACAAGUUUUCUUAUAUCUUGCAUGUCUCUUUUGAACGCGAUUGUGAUACAAAUACAAGAUUAGACAAUUUGAACAAUUGUAAUCUCUAUAUUUGUAUCAUUAAUCUUGAAUUGCCUCUCAGAUAAUUGGUCCUUCUUUUCCCAGAAUUAAUAUUUUUCUAAUGUUAUGUUUGUUACAAAUGUCAUGGCUUCAUUCAUUAGUUUAUGUUUGUCAUUAGACUGAAGGCGGAAGAGAAAAAUCUUUGGGUAUGCUGGUUGCUAGAAGCAUUAUGGAGAUCCAUGGAUAGUCUUAAGGACUGCCAUGACUGUGAUAAGAGGAUCAGGGUUAAACGAAGCUCAGAAAUUUCAACUUUUAUAAGUGCACCACUUCUAUAAUGUUGUCAUUGAACUCUUUUAUGCUGAACUUAUAUAUGUUGACCGUUGAAUAAAUUGCAAAUUUGCUAGGUGUAUUUCUUUUUAAAAUUUAAAAUAAAAUUCUUCUGUGAUAACAGUUAUGACAUUAUCACUCUUAUCUACUAAUUGAAAGAAUGAAGAAUAGAAUUGCCCAAAACUAAUUUUCCGGCAAAGGGUUCCAUUCAUGGAAACGAUAUAUUCGUAGGUUCAAAUUCAGUAGUACAUUAAAAACAUUAUCAACUUCUUAGACAAUGAAUGCAGUUAGGCCUAUUAUGCAAAAUCCAAUGUUGGUUAUGACUUGUCAAGUAUCUUGACUGUGUGUACAUGAAAUAUUACUCUGCAUUCCUGAUAUUAACACUUUGUGUGUAGUGUGGUUAAUGGGUCCCUUCACCUAACAAGACUGAUAACUAUCUACUUAUUUGUUAAUUUUUAGUAGUUAACUCUGGUUUUAAUUGUUCUAUCGAAUUGUUUUCAACUUCAAAUGUAGACUGUAGACCAAGUUUUUAAAAACUUUGGAAAGUUGAAAGAGUUAUUUAACCAGAAAUCAUUCAUCACAUAGGAAAGAAUGAAAUUCCGCGCUUGUGUCUGUCUGUAUAUGUGUGUUGCUGCCUGUGAAAACUCAUCAUUAUUGUAGAACAGUAAUUUUUAUUGUAACAUUAAAGUAAAAGUAAUGUCUUGUAUUUUUAUGUGUACAUAGUGGUGUGAAGUCACUUUUAUCAUGAAAAGGAAAUUUAUUUACUACAAAACACACUAAACCUUAUUUAGUAGAAUCUGUGAAUAACUUUAUUAAUGUGUUUGUUUUCAAGUAACAUUUAAUAUGUUUUAUGGAAUGUGUCUUCAUAACCCUGCUGUUGAGAACUGAUAGUCACCAUUUUAUGUGCAAUUUUUGCUUUGCUUUAUGCAACACCUAUUAAAAUAAUGUGUGUGGUGAAAGUACAACAUUACGAAAUCAUUAUAGUUUUAUUAAAACAUGUUUUGUACUAUUUUAUUUGUGUUAUAAAGUAAAUUUUUAUUUACUUAUGUACAAAAAGAUUACAGGUAGAUAGAAUGUUCUACGCAUGCACGUUUCCUUGAGCUCUCAUUUUUUUAUAUGCAAGAGCAGUUGGGGAGGAUAGUUUAGUUGCCAGUAGUAAAUUAAAACUAAAAUCUGAUGCAAAUAGUUUGUGGUUCAUUGGAGCACAAAUUUCUGAUUAUAAAAUGCUGAGAUUAUUCAGAGACAAUGCUCGUCGCUAACAUGAUUCCUAGCUCAACUUUGCAUGACAAAAGAUAUAAGCCAGAGCUCAAGAAAACGUGUGUGUGUGUACUAUAAUAUUAAAGGCGCCUUUCAUCUCCUACCUUAAUCGCUGAAAGAUUUCUUCACUUUAUUUGCUUUCUAGGCAUCACAUAUUAAUUUAAAUUAUGUCUAGGGCAUACAAAUGUGUACAAAUUUAUUAAAAGUAAGAUUUAGAGGAUAAUUCACAAGAACUGUUAGUUACAGUUAUUAUUUCUGAACAAGGUUCAAUGUCCUGUAAAUUUGACAUUUUAGGUGACAGUUUUAUUACUUAUGUUUCAAGUAUUGCUGGAACAUGUUAAAUUGUUAUACCUCUUAAGUAAAUGUGUGCAAUGUUAAAUAAUGUAUGACAGAAAGUUCCUUAAUAUAGGUUGUAUUACAUCAGCUUGUGAAAGUAUUAUAUAUGGUUGAACAGGGGUGACCAUGCAUUGUCCAAAUGUUUCUGUUAUUUGUGUGGUUUCACUGUCUGAGUGAAUAUCUGACCUCCUGUACAACUUGCUGUCAGUGUUAAAUGUGCCAUAGCAUUUCACACAUUACUGAACAAUAUUGUUCUUUGACUAGCACAGGAGAUAUUUUACAAAAAUAUUUAUGUAUGCUGGUAUCAUCCAGUACACAACAAUUGGUAAUUUUUCAUUGGUUUGGCGGCAUCUCAAUUUUGUAACAAGUUUUCCAAAAUGUUGUCCCAAGCAGUGUUAUGCAUUACCAUGGUUGUACAAUAAAAAUGUUGAAUAAACAGUGAUUAAUUUUUCUUAGUAAAUUCUCAAGAGGGUAGUUUGAGAUGUACUAAGUAACUUCAUUUGUAAUUAUGUUAUUAAGUAUCAUGUUCAGGAAUUCUGUUACUUUUCCUGUUUUUUCCAGUAAAAUCCUACCCCCUUUUUUUCCCUAAUAAAAUUGUAAAGAAUUUCACAAUAUUUAAAGAAAAUAUUA